AAGUACACUAUAGUUUAAAUAUAUAUAAAUGUAAUUCAAUUGUUUUACAAAUGUCUGAUACAAAAGAAACAAUUCAAACGACCACAAACACAACUUUAAUAAUUAGUGAAGAUAAUCAGCACUCAUUCAAUGAUUCCAUAAAUAGCGCUACUUGUACUGAAGAUAUUCCAUACUGUUCUAAAGAGACAACAAGUAAAAUGAAUUGGAAUAAUAAUUCACAUAAAAAUGUUCACUUUUCAAACUCCUUUCGUAAAUCCAUCGAUUUGUCUAUCAAUGUACCAAAUGAACAAUUGAAAAAUUCACCAGAAAAAACAAGUUCAUCAUCAAUGAAAGAUGAACACCACACUACAAUUAAUGGAGUAGGUAAAAAUUGGAAAAAUGUUCGUCAUACAAUGAAAUUUGUUUUAUCAAAUAAAUCAAAACCCAAAUCCGAACAUAAUGAUUCUAGUCGUGAUUCAUUUCUCUAUCGUUUUUCAACACAACGACGUGGAACAUAUAUAGAAGAAAUGGAGAACCAAACUGAAAAUUCAUUGUUAGAUUAUCAAACAUCUUUUAAAUUGGAAAAUCAUACUAAACUACAAAAUGACAGAAAUGUACAAGUUGGUGCAUCGUCUGAAUCAUGGUUUGGUCAACAAGUAGAGAUUGAUGAUAAACAACAUGAGAUGGAACAUUUACUCAAUCUCUUAUCACCAUUGCAAAAUCACUCCGUUGUAGACAAUUUAUUGAUUAAACCAGAAAUGGAACUAGUUGAUAAUGCACAAAGCCAUCAUCAACUAUCAUCAUCAUCAUCAUCUCCUGAAAAAAAAUCACACACUGACAAUAAUCAUCAGACAACUGACGUGGAUGUUGAUCAGGCGCCAAAUUGGAAAGCAACCCUCAUGUCGACAUUACAAAAACCAUUAAACAUUUUUAUAUUUCAUUCAAAUAGUUUUGGUUAUUUAAUCUGGUUAACAUUUGUAUCUUUAGCGCUGUUAUAUAAUUUAUGGUCAGCGAUAGCACGUCAAGCAUUUACUGAAUUACAAGUUACUUAUCAACUGUUAUGGUUUAUACUAGAUGCCUUCGCUGAUAUUACUUAUAUCAUUGAUAUAUUUGUACAAUGUAAUACAAGUUAUUUAAAAUGUGGUUUAAAAGUACGUGAUCAUCAAAAACUAGCUAAGCGUUAUAUGAAAUCUUAUAAAUUCUUAUUGGAUUUAUUCUCAUUACUCCCGUUGGAUUUGUUACAAUUUAAAGUUGGCAUACAACCAAUGUUACGUUUCCCUAGAUUUUUGAAAUGUUAUCGAUGUCAUGAAUGGAAAGUACGUGUGGAGAAUCGAACUAUAUUCCCUAAUUUAUGGAGAGUUUUAAAUUUAAUUCAUAUUUUAUUCUUAGGAUGUCAUUGGUUUGCUGCAUUUUAUUAUUUAUUAUCAAAAUUUGAAGGAUUUAAAAAUCCAUGGGGAUAUCAACCGACAACAAUUUAUAAUAAUAAUAUCAACAACAGCCAGAACAUUCUGGAAAAUGAUACAAUUUCACGAAUUUAUUUAAAAUCAUUCUAUUGGGCUACAUUGACAUUGACAACUAUUGGUGAUUUGAGUGCACCAACAAGUAGUAUAGAUGUCCAGGAUCACGAAAAUUCUGUGUCAAAUCUAUGGCUUACAUUCACAAUUGUAUCCUAUUUGACUGGAGUAUUUGUAUUUGCUACAAUUGUAGGUCAGGUUGGUAAUAUCAUUACUACAAGAAAUGCUGAUCGUACUGAAUUCGAGAAAAUCUUGGAUCAUGCAAAAAGUUACAUGCGGGCGAAUUCAGUGGAUAAAGAUUUACAAAGUCGUAUAUUAAGAUGGUAUGACUAUGCAUGGUCUAAAGGUUGCGGCAGUGGUGGUCAAGAUAUUAACACAAUUGGUUUAUUACCAGAUAAAUUGAAAACUGAAUUAGCGUUAAAUGUAAAUUUGGAAACAUUGAAAAAAGUAACCAUAUUUCAUGAAUGCAGACCAGAAUUUCUGCAUGAUAUUGUUUUGAAAAUGCGUCCACUAGUUUUUACACCUGGUGAUCUAAUAUGUCGUAAAGGUGAAAUAGCUCGUGAAAUAUUUAUCAUUGCUGAUGGUGUACUGGAAGUGAUAAGUGAUUCCAACGAAGUUUUAUCAAGGAUGAGUGCUGGUGACUUCUUCGGUGAAAUCGGUGUACUCAAUGUGGAUGGAGUGAAUAAACGAACAGCUGAUGUACGUGCUGUCGGUUAUGCGGAAUUAUUUGUUUUAUCUCGAGAAGAUAUUUUGAAAGCUUUGAAAGAUCAUCCAGAAGCUGAGGUAGUCAUUAGAAAACAUGCAACAAGACGCCUUUGUGAAACACGUGUACGUCAACAAGCACAUUUGUAUGGAAAAAAAUCACCAACAUUACAAAAUAAUUUAUGUAAAUCUUUCACUACAACUGGUACCCAUGAAAAUAAUUCAACUAAGUUAGAAAUACCACAACAGUUUAGAAUGUUAAACAAUUUAUCAGAACAGUUACUUGAUAAUGAAAACCAGACAACAAUUAAUUCUGCUACAUUAGCACAAUGGAAAGUAAAGAAUUCCAGUGGAAAAAAUGAAACAAAUCAAUUGAUGCAAACACUAGAUCAAUUUGCAGAUCGAUGGGAAACAAUACUAAUGAAUAUAACUAAAAAUUACCGAGAGGAAAUGAAUUCACUACGUGAACAAAUACUACAGUUCAGUUCAACGAAUACAAGUUGAUACUAUUAUAUAUAUAUAUAUUGAUAAGGACAAUUGCCAAUGUACUUAAAUACACAAUAUGUUCUUUGUAUGGAUAUAUGUA
Messenger RNA from Schistosoma turkestanicum, 2781 nucleotides. NCBI's taxonomy places the organism in Eukaryota, Metazoa, Platyhelminthes, Trematoda, Strigeidida, Schistosomatidae. The record is from the annotation of a GenBank genome assembly.